This is a messenger RNA of Phoenix dactylifera (date palm), 5178 nucleotides long. Lineage: Eukaryota; Viridiplantae; Streptophyta; Magnoliopsida; Arecales; Arecaceae. The record is from RefSeq and is a predicted model, not a curated record.
GUGUAAUGGAACAUCGUAAGUCGGCAACUUGGGCGCCGUAGUUGGCUCAACGUGACCGGCCUUUGCGGUCUAUUACCGGAUCCGGUUCGUGUAAACCAAAUUCGACUGGCAUGCCGAAUUAAAUCAAUGUAAUAAUAUUACGUUCCUCUCGAACUUAAACUAAAGUCAACAAUUAUAUUGCCGACAUUUGAUCAGUUUUAAUACGAGUUUAAAGUCCCUUCCCGCUUUCUCCCUCUUACCAUCCCUCUGUUCGAGUCCUUGCUCUCUAUUUAUCUAUGACUUUGGGGAGAAUCCAUCUCUACUCGGCCCUCAAAUCCUCCCUAAAUCGAAAUCCUGGCAUUAAACCCACCAUCAAUCUCUCCAUCCUUGAAUCCCGCCUUCAAAGAUGCCGGAAUCCCAGAGAAUUCCUCCAAAUCCAUGCCCAAAUGACCAUCACCGGCUUCAUCAAGGACACCUUCGCUGCAAGCCGUCUCCUUAGUUUCUCCACCAACUCCUUCUUCUUCGAUCUCGACUACUCUCGCUGGCUCCUCCACCAGAUUGAGAACUCCAAUGCGUUCAUAUGGAACACCCUUAUGAGAGCCUACAUGCAGAGGAAUUCGCCCCAAAACUGCCUCCACUUGUACAAAUUGAUGCUGAGGAGCGAUUCAGUACCGGAUAAUUAUACUCACCCAAUUGUAAUCCAAGCUUCGGCUAUUCGAUUUUCGGAAUUUGAAGGAAAGCAGAUUCAUUGCCAUGUUUCAAAAUUUGGUUUCGAUUCAGAUAUCUACGUGUUAAACACUUUGAUCAACAUGUAUUCAGUCUGUGGGAACCUGCGUCAUGCUCGACUCGUGUUUGAUAAAAGUCUCAUCUUGGAUUCUGUUUCUUGGAACUCGAUUCUCGCAGCAUAUGUCCAGGCUGGUGAUGUUGAGGAAGCGGUUCAAAUAUUUAAUCAGAUGCCAGAGCAGAACACUAUUGCUGCGAAUUCUAUGAUUGCUUUGUAUGGUAAAUGUAAUAGGGUGGAUGAUGCUCGUAUGUUGUUCGAUGGAAUGGAUGCAAGAGAUAUUGUCACAUGGACUGCUAUGAUUUCUAGUUAUGAGCAGAAUGGGUUGUUUGCUGAGGCAUUGAAGAUGUUUACUCAAAUGAAUAGUUAUGAAAUUUUGGUGGAUGAGGUUGUGAUGGUGACUGUGCUAUCAGCUUGUUCGCAAUUGGAGGCAGUUAAAGAAGGAGAAGUGAUUCAUGGGCUGAUUGUUAAAGUUGGGCUUGACUCUUAUGUUAAUCUUCAGAAUGCUUUGAUUCACAUGUAUUCAAGCUGUGGAAAUAUUAAUGCAGCGCGACAAUUGUUUGAGUUGGGUGAUUACUUGGACCAAAUAUCUUGGAAUUCUAUGAUAUCUGGUUAUUUGAAGUGUGGGCUCGUGGAGGAAGCUAAGGAAUUCUUUGAUGCAAUGCCUCAGAAGGAUGUGAUCUCAUGGAGCACUAUGAUUUCAGGUUAUGCUCAACAUGAUCAAUUCUCAGAGACACUGGAACUUUUCAAUGAGAUGCAAGUUAGAGCAAUUAGGCCAGAUGAGACUACUUUGGUGAGCGUCAUUUCAGCUUGUGCUCGUUUAUAUGCUCUAGAGCAAGGAAAAUGGGUUCAUGCAUAUAUAAGAAAGAAUGAUUUUAGGAUUAAUGUGUUUAUCGGGACAACUCUUAUAGACAUGUACAUGAAAUGUGGAUACCUGGAAACUGCAUUGGAGGUUUUCAAUGAGAUGGAGAAAAGGGCCACUUCUACUUGGAAUGCAGUUAUAUUAGGGCUGGCUAUGAAUGGGCUUGUUAAAGAAUCUCUGGAGAAAUUCUCAGAAAUGGAAAGGUGUGGAGUGGUGCCAAAUGAAAUAACUUUUGUUGGAGUUUUGGGAGCUUGUCGACAUGCAGGCUUGGUAGAUGAGGGGCGGAGGUAUUUUAACUCAAUGCAGCAAAUUUACAAAAUAAUACCCAAUAUUAAGCACUAUGGAUGCAUGGUUGAUCUCCUUGGCCGUGCAGGCUUGCUUAAUGAGGCUGAGGAGCUGAUCGAGAGCAUGCCUAUGUCUCCUGAUGUAGCUACUUGGGGUGCUUUGCUUGGUGCUUGCAAGAAGCAUGGUGGCACUGAGAUAGGAGAGAGAGUAGGAAAAAAGCUCAUUGAACUCGAACCUCAGCAUGAUGGGUUCCAUGUUCUCUUAUCUAAUAUAUAUGCUUCAAAAGGGAGGUGGGAUGAUGUCAUGGAGCUCAGGGGCAUGAUGAAACAACGAAGGGUCAUAAAAACACCAGGCUGCAGCAUGAUAGAAUCCAAUGGUGUUGUUCAUGAAUUCUUAGCAGGCGAUGGAUCUCACCCACAAAUAAAAGAGAUUGAUGAGAUGCUUGAUGAGAUGGCUAGGAGAUUGAAGAUGGAAGGCUAUCGACCAGACACUACAGACGUCGCCUUUGAUAUUGAAGAAGAAGAGAAGGAAACUACUCUUUAUAGGCACAGUGAGAAGCUUGCCAUUGCCUUUGGGCUUAUCAGCACAUGUCCGCCAAUCCCAAUUAGGAUAAUGAAAAAUUUAAGGAUAUGCAAUGAUUGUCAUGCUGUAGCUAAGAUCAUAUCCAGAACUUUUCAACGUGAGAUUGUGGUGAGGGAUCGCCAACGCUUUCACCACUUCAAACAAGGUGUAUGCUCGUGUUCUGAUUAUUGGUAGUAUGUUAUUAAUUGAGAUGCAUAUUUAAGGAGGCAACAAAUUGGUCUUGAAGACAAGCAUGGAUUUCAUGAAUGAGAUAAAAUCAAUGAUAUAUUCAGUCCAUUCAUGGUAAAAAUGAAAGAAAAUCUUCCAUGUUUUUUGGUAGGACAGGAUUAAAUUAUCCAGAAUGGCAACAUGCAGAGUAAAUGGACUGCUGGUGCAGGGUUGGCAUUCUUCAAGCUACUGCUGACCGUCAAAGCUGCAAAACUACUUGAAAGUUAACAGUGCACCUGAGUUUCACCUUUUCAGUGCCACCAAAUCUCAGCCUGUCUAAUCUGAGGCUCACAAAAAUGGGAUGCCUUCCCAAAUUUGAGAUGCUCAAGGAGAAAUGAUGUGGCUCAUCUUCUUUGGAUGCUCAUGGCCCGCUGGUGCUCACAAAGAUCAUUGGAGAGAUGCUGUACAGGACAACGUUGUCUAGCUUUCACAACUCCAGUUAGAAAAAAAUGAUCCAAUGAGAAGAAAUUGAUAGCUAGGGAAGCAUUUUUUUCGCUAAAUAAUGCAGGGAAUUUUGCUAAAUAAUUGCAGCAGAAUGUACCGAAAGGAGUUUACUCCAGUAUAGCAAGCAGCUCUUGAAGCGUAUAACAUGGUGUAAAGAAGAACUGGGGCUUGCCACAAUUGGUUGGGCAGCUCAGGGAAGGGAAAGGAGAGAAUUCCAAUUUGUUUUGCAGGCAUUCUGAUGUGACUAUUUUCUGUGUUGACGUUCAGAGGUUGCUACAGCAACUAUUGCAGCAACUAGUCCAGCAACAAUUGAACUGCUGGCUCUCUCGAGGUGCACUAAAUUCUGCUAAAUUCCUCUCAAAACCUAGUUGCUGAAACAUGAUAUUGUUUCAUGGAUAUGCAUCCGGGAGUGUGUAUAUGACAUCAUGAUAAAUGGUCACAUGACCUGGAGGCCUAGUUUUGCUCUGCUUCCAGGAAGAAAUAGAAAGGAGGAUAACCUGGAAGCCUUCUUUAGCUGACAAAUUUCGGAUGUCACUUUUACCCUUGAUUUGUUCAUAAUGGAAAGAUUAAUCUGUUGGCAUGUACAAAGUGCAAACCUUAUUAUGUAACAAGUGCUGAAGCAAAUGCUCUUCAUUUAAUUGCAUAAGAAAUUAUAUCUGUCCCUCUUUCCUAUUCAAAUUGACCUCAUUCACUCUAUAUCAUUGUUACCUUAAGCUCUGCUCCUUGUUGAUUUUAUUUUUUUUGUCUAUAUGUGCUGUCAAGUUAUUGCUGCUUUGGUGAUGCGACAACUUGCUUAUGGUUAUUAGUAGAUUCUAAAACGCCCUGCACCUUACUUCAGGACUUCCCACUAUUUUUGUCUACCAUGGUACAUGAGCACUAAACUAACAUUUGGUUGUGGAAUAAAUUUUGAACGAAGUAUCACUUUUGGAGAGAUAUAAGCUUACUCUGUGAAAUAAGAGGAUUUUGGUAUUUGCUUAGAAAAACAAAUGCAGAAAAUAAAUAGAGAGAAUAAGAUGCAUUCAAUUUCAAGAUAUUUUGAAUUUUAUCAUAAAGAUAAAAUUGCCCUCCUUUUUUUUUUUUUGAGGUAGCAGCAAAGGCCCUAUCGAGACUUUUGAAAAAUAGACUCAUUGCACCUCAGCUUCAUGGAUUUGCACCAACUGAGUAGGAAAGGCAAUCGAUUGCAUUGAUUUGAGAUUUCUUUGGAAUGUAAACAAUCUAUGUUGUUAUUUAUCCAGGAGACCACUGUAGCUGACUCUCCUUCGAGAACAAUGCCUUCUAAAUGAACCGAACUGAUUGCAUUCUUCAUGUGGAACAGAGUGCGAACAUAGAGCAGCAUAUAAGGUCACGGCUUAGUAAUCCCAAAUUACGUAUCCUGCCGCUGCGCUCUCUUGCCCUCCCACAUCUGAAGGACAUGUGGUCUUGUAUCAUAAUCAGCUAUCAAAAUCCUGGAAGCUAAUUACUUAUUGUUCCUCUUUUCUGAAAAAAAAUGGAUGGGUGAAAGCUGACACAUAAUAAUGUUAUAGAAAUGGGAAUUGUACCAACUCAGCUGGCUGGCACCCUCCAAAUACUCAUGAAUUCUAAUAUUUGAUGCAAAAGGAUGUUCAAAAAUAAUUUUUUAAAAAAAAUAAAAAAAAUUAUCCAGGCUUGUUAUUGUUGUGUGCACAUUUUUCAUGACCUCUUAAAAAAGCCAUACUCAUGCACAUUGGGUGCUUGAUAACUCUAUUCAGACCAUUGAGAUGACCAAGUACAGCUAAAUUGCUUUAGCGUUAAUUAUCAUCUUAAUAAGAGUCAACAAGAAAGAUGGCUCACAAUUAAUUUACCAAAUUCAACUCAAAGGAAGAAUCUUAGGUUUUGUCUAUGCUGCCUUUGAGAGUCUUUAAUUUGAGUUCGUGAGUUUAUCUUUUUCCUUGAUUCAAAUUUUAGAGUUUGAGAAUUAGACUUUUCUAAUUUUUUAGAAACUAAAAGGAAAAGUAAGGGGAUAAAUAGUGAAAAUCAAGAAAGUAGGACUUCCCCUAUUGGUAUGAAGAACUUGAGAAAU